GCCCGCCUCUCUUUUUGUGUUCUUUCUGUCACCUGAGAACACACGCGACCAUGAUGGCGGCCUACAGUGUAGCGAGAAGCGGCUGCGGACUAUUCAGUGGCUUGCGUCUGUCUUUCCGGAGUUUGGCCCAAGUCAAACAUGGUGUGGCAGCACCUGCGACGACAUCACAGACGAGCUUGCACCCGCACGGCCGCUGGUACUGUGUCAGCCACCUCUCGGUUAAGGAGAGGAUCGAGAAGAAACGCAAGGCGGCGCUAAUCGGGGGAGGUCAGAAGCGGAUUGAUGCUCAACACAAACGGGGCAAGCUGACUGCCAGAGAGCGCGUGGCCCUCCUGCUGGACCCGGAGUCCUUCGUGGAGUCGGACAUGUUUGUGGAGCACCGCUGCUCCGACUUUGGCAUGGAGCAGGAUAACAACAAGUUCCCGGGUGACAGUGUGGUGACGGGACGAGGCAGGAUAAAUGGCCGCCUGGUUUACGUCUUCAGUCAGGACUUCACCGUGUUUGGCGGCAGCUUGUCAGGAGCUCAUGCACAGAAGAUCUGCAAGAUCAUGGAUCAAGCCAUGAUGGUGGGAGCCCCUGUCAUUGGGCUCAACGACUCGGGAGGUGCUCGCAUCCAAGAGGGGGUGGAGUCUCUGGCGGGGUAUGCAGAUAUAUUCCUGAGGAAUGUGAUGGCUUCAGGGGUGGUCCCUCAGAUCUCUCUCAUCAUGGGGCCAUGUGCAGGAGGCGCCGUCUACUCGCCCGCCCUGACGGAUUUUACCUUCAUGGUGAAGGACACGUCGUACCUUUUCAUCACGGGUCCGGAUGUCGUCAAGUCGGUCACCAACGAAGACGUCACUCAGGAGGAGCUGGGCGGAGCCAAGACGCACACCACCGUCUCAGGCGUGGCGCACCGGGCGUUUGAGAACGACGUGGAGGCCCUGCUGCACCUACGCGAGUUCUUCAACUUCCUGCCGCUCAGCAAUCAGGAUCCCGCACCCGUCAGGGAAUGUCACGACUCCAGCGAGCGGCUGGUCCCGUCCCUGGACACCAUCGUGCCCUUGGAGUCCACUAAAGCCUACGACAUGUUGGACAUCAUCCACACGAUUGUUGACGAAAGGGACUUCUUUGAGAUCAUGCCCAAUUAUGCCAAAAAUAUUGUGGUGGGAUUCGCCCGCAUGAACGGACGCACCGUGGGCAUCGUGGGGAACCAGCCCAAAGUGGCCUCCGGUUGUCUGGACAUCAACUCGUCCGUGAAGGGAGCACGCUUCGUUCGCUUCUGCGACGCCUUCAACAUUCCCAUCAUCACCUUUGUGGACGUGCCGGGCUUCCUACCGGGGACGUCUCAGGAGUACGGCGGCAUCAUCCGACACGGAGCCAAGCUGUUGUUUGCCUUCGCCGAGGCCACUGUGCCCAAAAUCACCAUCAUCACCAGGAAGGCGUAUGGCGGCGCCUACGACGUGAUGAGCUCCAAACACCUGAGGGGGGAUAUCAACUAUGCCUGGCCCACAGCUGAGGUUGCCGUCAUGGGUGCCAAGGGAGCAGUUCAGAUCAUCUUCCGAGGGAAGGAAAACCAGGCUGAGGCUGAGGCCGAAUACGUGGACAAGUUUGCCAACCCUUUCCCAGCUGCAGUCAGAGGCUUUGUGGACGACAUCAUCGAGCCAGCGACCACUCGCAAGAAGAUCUGCAGAGACCUGGAAGUGUUGGCCAGCAAGAAGCAGGUCAACCCCUGGAAGAAGCACGCCAACAUUCCCCUGUGAAACAUCCACUGGCGCUCUCCGUCUCUCUCUCCGUCUCUCUCUCUCUCUCUCCAUGGUGUGGGAGUCCAACCUGUUAAAGCUGCAAAGUGGAUGACCCCUGGAUGCAUUGAUACUUGGCGGCCAUGUUUGUGGUCAUCACAGCUUCAUUUGAUGAAGCAAUACAAUGGUGAUUAUAUGCAACUAUUUACAUUUCGAUGUAAAUCCAAAAAGUCAUUUACUGAUAUUUUUGUGUGUCGUGUUCAGGCUCCUCAUGUGAAAUAACUUCACUCCUCAUAUUUUUAGGUCAAGAAUUAUCACAAACAAAAAGUGUGCCUUUUUAAUCACAGUGAAAUAAAUCAUACUGUAAAGAAAAGGUGGA
This is a messenger RNA of Doryrhamphus excisus (bluestripe pipefish), 2094 nucleotides long. It is a transcript of the gene pccb, whose product is annotated as propionyl-CoA carboxylase subunit beta. NCBI's taxonomy places the organism in Eukaryota, Metazoa, Chordata, Actinopteri, Syngnathiformes, Syngnathidae. The record is from RefSeq and is a predicted model, not a curated record. Gene Ontology annotation, molecular function: propionyl-CoA carboxylase activity. Gene Ontology annotation, cellular component: mitochondrion.